Messenger RNA from Gossypium raimondii (Peruvian cotton), 2010 nucleotides. RefSeq names its product probable protein phosphatase 2C 38. Lineage: Eukaryota; Viridiplantae; Streptophyta; Magnoliopsida; Malvales; Malvaceae. Gene Ontology annotation, molecular function: cation binding; protein serine/threonine phosphatase activity. Bases 589 to 1749 code for a protein of 386 amino acids. Gene Ontology annotation, biological process: protein dephosphorylation. The record is from RefSeq and is a predicted model, not a curated record. The transcript is spliced from 5 exons.
GCAGUUGUUUGCUAAAAGCAGGAGAAAGAGAGAUGAGUAAAACUUGCCUAAAUUGUUGGUUUGUUCAUUGUUGAAGCCAAACAGGUCCAAAGUCAAAACCCCCCUUCAACCAAUGGAUUAUUAUAAAAUUAAAAUUGAAAAAUAACAGAAAUCCAACCAAAAACCAUAAUCCAAAAACCCACAGAAAAGAGAGAGAGAGAGAGAGAGAGGAAAAAAAAAGCCACCUUAUUAUGGUGGUUUCCAAAACACAAGCUUUGUUUUGUUAAAUUUUUCUCUUCUUAUUAUUAUUCUUUUGUCAAAAUCUCUCUCUAAAUCUCUACCUUUCUUACAACCUUAUUUUUCAUUGUUUUGUCUUAAAACAAAAUGAUGGGUCUUUUUGAAUCUUCUUAGAUAUGCAAAAUUUCUUCAUUGUUUCAUAAGAUUAAUGUUGUCUGCAUUGAUCUAUGCGUGAUUGAAAUCCAAAUCUUCGAUUGUGGAUUUGGAAAUCGAGCAGAAACCGGGGGUGAAUUCUUAGGGUGAAAAGAGUUUUAGGUAUUGAUUUUAUGAAAAACUUGGUUGUUGGGUCAUUUGGGGUAGAAUAUGUAAGUUAUGCUAUCGGGAUCAUUAAUGCGAAUGAUGCCGCCCUGCUGGAGACCUUCCGUCGAGGGUGAAGAUUCGAGUAGAGGUGAUGAUGCUAAUGGUAGGGUUGACGGACUAUUGUGGUACAAAGAUUUAGGAGACCAUGUUACCGGUGAGUUUUCGAUGGCAGUAAUUCAAGCAAACAAUCUAUUGGAAGACCAUAGCCAACUCGAAUCAGGUCCAUUGAGCUUAUAUGAAUCGGGGCCUCACGGGACAUUUGUUGGAAUCUACGAUGGUCAUGGUGGUCCGGCUACUGCUAGGUUUAUAAAUGAACACCUUUUCGGCUAUAUCAAGAAGUUUACAACUGAGAAUGGUGGAAUGUCAGCAGAUGUAAUCAACAAAGCAUUUUUGGCAACUGAGGAGGAUUUUCUUGCUCUCGUGAGGAAGCAAUGGCUAAAUGACCCGCAUAUGGCUUCUGUCGGUUCGUGUUGUUUGGUAGGAAUAGUUUGUAGCGGAAUGCUAUAUAUUGCAAAUGCAGGAGAUUCUCGAGUGGUCUUAGGAAGAUUGGAUAAAACGUAUAAAGAGGUCAAGGCAGUUCCAUUAUCAUCAGAGCACAAUGCAAGUGUUGAAUCUGUACGGGAAGAGUUACGAUCAUUACAUCCCACUGAUCCACAAAUUGUGGUCCUCAAGCACACAGUAUGGCGUGUGAAGGGUAUUAUACAGAUUUCGAGAUCCAUUGGUGAUGCUUAUCUAAAGAGCGCGGAGUUCAACAGAGAUCCUCUAUUGCCGAAGUUUAGAGUUCCCGAACCAUUCGAUAAGCCAAUCCUUAGUGCCGAGCCAGAAACAUUAGUACAGAAACUUGACCCUGAAGAUCAGUUUCUUAUAUUUGCAUCAGAUGGUCUAUGGGAACACCUUAGCAGUCAAGAGGCAGUCGAUAUCGUCAACACCUGUCCACGAAAUGGUAUUGCUAGAAAGCUUGUCAAAGCCGCUCUACGCGUAGCAUCUAAGAAGAGAGAAAUGAGAUACUCGGACUUGAAAAAAAUCGACCGUGGAGUGAGGAGACAUUUUCACGACGAUAUAACAGUUAUAGUUUUGUUUCUGGAUUUCCAUCUGAUAAGCCAAAGCUACUGGCAGGGACCCUUGGUUUCAAUCCGUGGUGGUGUUGGAGUCUCCGGACACGGCAUUUGCUAGUGCGACCAGUCCUAAACUUUUAUCAUUUGCUCCCCCAUUAUCUCCUUUUUGUAUUAACAAACACUUCCUUGAAGAAAUUGAAAUAAUUUUUUUUUUCCCAUGUAUAGUCACGCAAUUUAACAACUUGUUUACACAAAUACAUAAUAGAACUAUCGAUAGAUGUCAGUUACCAGUUAGAGAGUGCCUUUCAGGGAAUUCCUCUGAAAGUUCACUCAGCUAACUGAUACAUGAUAAUUGAAAAUAUAUAAUUUCAUUAACAUA